Messenger RNA from Ciona intestinalis (vase tunicate), 6111 nucleotides. RefSeq lists its product as uncharacterized. Lineage: Eukaryota; Metazoa; Chordata; Ascidiacea; Phlebobranchia; Cionidae. Gene Ontology annotation, biological process: regulation of transcription by RNA polymerase II. Gene Ontology annotation, molecular function: DNA-binding transcription factor activity, RNA polymerase II-specific; RNA polymerase II transcription regulatory region sequence-specific DNA binding; protein dimerization activity. The record is from RefSeq and is a predicted model, not a curated record.
UAAUUCUGUACUAUUUUUUUGCAAUUCCAACUUUAUCAUUACGAUUAUCACAAUGUUUUUGCAUGUGGUUCUAAGUUAUAACUAAAGGAUUGUUUACAUCCAUCGUGGCAUUAUGUUAAGGCUGGUAAUUUAGUAUCAAAGGGGAUUUCUUUGCUCUUAACUCACCCAUAGUAGAGCUAUCGUAUCUUUUGUUUGUAAAAUUGAUGGGCGAUUAUACGCUUUCGAUGAUAUAAUCAUCAAUCGGCUAUUGUGAUCCAAUAAUUGAGGAACAAACGUCAGUUGGUAGCCAUAGCAACUAAUGGGUGAAUUGCAUCAGCACUUUUGUUCUCGAGGAGAAAAUUUAUUCCUUAGCACUGAAUAGCGGCCAUUGUUUGUCGACGGAGCGGAAACAGGUUGCUGGCACGAAAACAGUAAAUCAUAAACUGUAUUGUGUCGCUAUCUAAAUGACGGGUGUUACGCCAGCACUUUUAAACAAUGAUACGCUUGAACACAGGACUUUCCCAAACUUCCAACAGCUGAAACAGUAUUUAGCUGCAGAUUUGAGCCAAAUUAUUUCUAUAAUAGCACAGUUUGUUCAAAGUGUUCGUAUGUAACGUAACCAGAUCCUCGUAAAACACAUUCCGAAAGCCGACCACGGAGUUUCCAAAAUGGGAGGCAUUGGUGUAUUUGCUUUUGUCUCGACGCUUUUGUUAAUUCCACGUAGAAUGAUUGCGCAAAUUGUGAGCUAUGGAAACAAAAUUACUUUUAACAUGUAUUUUAACAUUGGACAGACUAGGCAACAUAACAUGAAAUGUUGCAGAAUUUCAUAUAACUAUAAGGUUUACCUGCGCCGCUAUAAUAUUGUAUUGGUGAGUUCCUAUUCGGUAAUCAAGGAAACCGUAUUUACGAGUAUUUCUAUAAAUAGUAAGUUUUGACGUUGGGGCUUAAGUGGUCAUCCGUAUACUUUUUUUCUUACAUUACGCAGUGAUAGAUAAGCGUCUUAAAAUAGCACAGAUUUCAGCCACGCACUCAUUCUCCUUACCACGGCAAAACUUAUAUUUAAAUCGGUCUAUUGAGUUCUUUGUAUGUUCGCGAACCCCAUCGACCAGGAGAUAAAGUCUCCAUAAAAGAAACCGUUAAUUUGGUGCCACUUCUGGAAACCGAUAUUCGGCUUAUUCGUCUAUUGAUAAAUAAACAAAAUUUGAAACUGUUGUGUCGUAUGCGCACAAUUUUUGUGCAACUAUAUUUUAACAAACUUAGAGGGGGACGUGCUAAAAUUGAGUUUAAACUAGUUUGAAUUUAUUAAAAAUGCACCUAUCUAUAUAUGCCGAAUAAAACUAUUGUAUACUUAACUCCAUAAAGUAUAUUUGUUUUCGUGUAUCAAACAAUAGACUUUUGUGCUUGUUCCGUAUAAAAAAUAUAUCAAUAUUGAGGUAGUUUUAAAUGUCGAAUUUCAUGUAUGGUUCCCGUUGUUACAAAUUCGAUGACGACAUUCAAGUUUUACACGGACGUGGGUAAGCGCUUACGAGAGAAAAAGUUUCUACAAAACGAAGAAGGGUCUAAAGCUACGCUCGCCCGAUAAUGGUCGUUCAGCUAUAUGGUGGUGUAUGCCGCGUUUAGCUCAUAGUCGUGACCAGCAGUUUGGCGAGAGCAAGUGAUAAAAAGCAUUUCGUUUCUGUUUCUCAUUUUAAGUCAACACCAAAGUAUUUGUUGAUUCAAGUUAGCAACGCGAAGAACAUUAUGGCACCGAACGGAAAGCCUGCGAGUUUCGUAAUGCAACGUCAGCGUUCGCCGCUGCAACCAGUCGUAGAAUCCGUGACAUCCAAAGACCACAUUAGAGUUAAGAACGAGUGUAUCUUAUUUUCACAGUCCAUCAUGAGCGGGCGAUGGAAUCCGUCUACCAACGUCCACGCAGCCGAAUCCACGCCCACAAACCUUGAAGGCCCGGAGCCAAGAAUUCUCUCAAAGAAACGAAGAGAUUUGAUCAACGCUGAGAUCCGUGAGCUACAAAAUCUUCUUCCGUUGAAGAAAAGUGCAAGAGAAAGACUCUCAUACCUCGGUAUCUUGGCCCUUACAAACACUUUCAUCCGAAAGGCUACUUUUUUCAAGAAAGAAUGCAUCAGUUGCGAUGCCUCGAUGAGUUCCGGUUUGGUUUCUGAAUUCACUUCGUCGCUCUGUGGUUUCCUCCUCGUUUUCAACAGAGAAGGCAAAAUCCUGUAUUCGUCGGAAAACAUUCUUGACUACUUAGGCAACACAGUGGUGGAACUUGCCAGUCAAGGAGACAGUAUUUAUGACUUCGUGGACAAAGAAGACCACGACCAGGUGCGCGCGCAGUUAGAAGUUCCGCCACAUGACGAUAGGGGUGAAGCAAGAAAGCUUUCCUUUUUCUGCCGAAUGGCGACAUCGCGAUACAUGAAAACACAAAUGCGCUCAUGGAAGAACAAGAUUAUCCACGUGACCGGGAAAUACCAUAGACCCGAGAUGAGCAACGAUUGGUCGGACACAGUGUUCGUGGCAGUUUGUACGCCCAUCGAGUCAAAACCAGUGACAGACGUUCGACACCACCCAAGCCCACGCGCUUGUGAAUUUAAAGCAGUACAUGGACCUGACAUGAAAUUUUUGGAGGUACCAAACACAGUUGAAUCUCUUUUGGGUUACAAGCCAGACGAGCUUGAAAAUACGAGUUGGUAUGAUUGGAUUUACCCAGAAGAUCUUGGACAAGCGCGUCAACAACAUCUGAAAUUUGUUAAAGAAGAUGGAUCAGCAUUCGCUUGUGUUUUGAGGAUGAUAAGAAAAGAUGGAUCUGCUGUUUGGAUGGAUAUUACUGCGGAAAAGUCACAAGAAAGCAUCGGCAACUCGUUCAUUUGCAACUACAUUGUCAUUGAUGAAGAAGAAGUUCCUUACUUUCGCAUUCAUCAUAACUUGCUUCCCUUCCCCGAGCAUUAUACUGAUUCACAGCGUCAGUACCUCGCCUACCGUUCUACUUUGCUUAGUGCGGCACUCAGCAACGACGCAAACUCGGCCGGGACUUCACCCUUGACGUCACCGACCAGUAUCAGCCAGCACGACCUAGCUUCUGCACACAUCGGACACCCAAUGUAUGGCGACAACCUCGACACAAAAUCUAUCCUUCGCCGGCAGUUGAUUAAAAGGAAAAUGAGCUCACUCGACAGCCCAUUAUGUUCACCACAAGGCUCCUACCCCGGAGAUAUGUUCUCAGUUCCACCCAACAAAAUGUUGAUUCGCACAGCUUCCGAGAUCAACUACACAAACACACCCUACCAUGUUCCACUCCACCAUUCGACAUCUUACCCCGAAGCAUCAUACCACUCCCAUGUUGCUUACAGACAAGCACCUGAAGAUUCCUUUCUUUCUCAACUGCACAGCCCAUCCACAGCGACACCGCCUUACCUGUAUGAAGGUGGUUACACAACACUGGCUGCUGUCCGGCCACAGUCUUUGACAUUGCGUCAAAGCCAGCGAUCUCCCGACGCAAACAUCAAUUCCUCGUCUCCUUUGAACGGCCACAAGCAACUAAAUCAAAACAACAAUGCUCAUAUCAACGUUGCUGAUCCGUAUUACUCCCGAUCCCAGGCUUUCGCCAACCAGCAAUACUCCCCUACCCCAUCUAACUGCAGUUCAGGCGCAGGUUCUCCCUACUACGCACCUGGUAUGUCACCUUGCAGCCUCUCACCUCGCUCCCCUGUCACGAAUACCCAGGGCACUCUCCCGGCUAAGAAAUUGGUCCAAAACAACAGGCCUUCCGUGGAUGGUUUGUUCAGAGAUGUGAGCGAUAUCAUCGACGGCGAGUUGGUGAGCGAUCCAGGCCACUACAUGGUUGCUUCACCAGAACCUGCACACCGAUCACCUUACCACACAUCGCAACAAAGCAGUCCCCGCCGUUCGACUGUUCAACAUUACCCUGGCAGCCGAACCGAGCCAGAGAUGCGUCAAAUCAUGGGCAGUUAUGGCUCACCAGAAAUCCGAUCGAGUUUGUGCCAGUUAAAGGAAGAAGUCGCCAGCUCUCCAAUUCAAUACAAUGCGAUGUCUCCUUGUAGCAACCAGAACAGCCCCACACACUCAGUGUACUCCAACUACGAUGACAACUGCUACUCUCCGGAACGUGUCUCCCCUGAGUUCGGCGUGACAUCUUGUGCAGAGGUACAGCGCUACCAAGACACAGUCAGUGGUAUGGAGAAGCCCUACCACGUUCAGUAUUCCAUUUCGACCAGCCGGCCUACCGCUAUGCAGCAAUACCAGGCAGCAGCCGCAGCUUUCUACGCAGCUCACCAGCGAAGCGAUGUCGAAGGCGGAUCUGAAUGGGUGAAGAAGUAUGGCAAUAUGUCUGCAAUGGAAAUGCUCUUUUCCGAGUCGGACGGCCAGCCUUAUCUUGCUUGAUUUACGAAGUCCCCGUAGGUAGUCUCAGACUGCCAACGGCGCGACUCUCGUGCCAAGAACCGUAACAUGUCACAGUUACGUAAAGUUCUCCUACAAUAGGAGUGUCUAUUUAUACAAUAUGGCGACCCUGGACAAUUGCGAGCAAUGCGCAGCUUGUAUAAUUGUUUUCUUCAAACGCCGUAGUCAAUCGCUCGUAAUAGUAGCUUUGUACUUUAUGUUGCUACCAAUGUGUUGCUGAACUAACUUUGUAGUAGACUAACCUUGCAUUUUUUAAUCGUAGCGAACCCAGAAAUGGGGAAGAAGCAGGUCUAUCGUGGUAAUGCGAAUGACUGCGCUUUUAUAACAAAAGCCCAUCUACAAUGGGUAACAUAACGACAAUUCGAAUUUCUUAAAAACCGCGAAAAUUUCAUGCUGCGGUUCGAACGAAACACAUUUUCUGUAAAAUAAUAGACGUUCCGCCAUUACGCGUAUGUCUAAUUUAAAUUAUCUACGCAUUGCGCAACAAUUCUCCCUUUGUUUGUACGAAUACAAUGCACGUCAAUGAUGUACUGUUGCGUCAUCGCACACUCGAACGCAACAAAGAUUUUCCGUUUUCAUAUUUCAUUUCGGAUGUCGCCAGUAACAUUUCAUUCUUCAUGCAAGUGUGUAUUUCGUGCGGUCUCGCCUGCGUGACUUGCAGAAUCGAAUAUGUGCGCCUUGCCUUAAAAUCGAAUUAACAAACCACAGAUUCUAAUAUAAUAUAAUAAGCUAUAGCUCACCAACGGAUUUUGUAAACGCCCACGGCUACGCUAUUUCCAAUGAAAUCAUAAGUCGUGACGGGGAGCGUCUAAAUCUGAACCACGGAUCCAUCUCCGCCUAACACGCAAUGCCCUGGGCCCAAUGACGUCACAUAGAGGUAGAUUUAGCCGAUUUUCUCCAAAACAAACGAUUUGACUUGGUCGGAAUGCGUUCUUCGAAGCUGUUUUCGAAACAGACUCGUAGCCCUGGGCGUAUGAUCCGUAAAACAACUUAAUUAUCGCUGAAUCUCUGUAGAUGGUUUAACUUCUAAUUAAUCCGUUGAAUCUUAGGUCUUGCGAUAAAAUGUUUAAACUUUGGUAUCAGGUCCUUACUUACGCAUUCGGUCACCACAGGACUACAAAAAUAUCAUACAUACGGGACCAAUCUCACCUAUCCAACUAUAUAAGCUUGGUGUGGUGGUUAGGUCAGCACAGCAAUACUGUACCAAUUAAAUAUAAAUUCCAAUAAGCAUCUUGUGCAAAGGUAAGUUUGCACAGUUGUUUUUUACCGACGUUGCGUGCAAAGAUUUGGCAUUCCACCAGCUGAAGGUAAUUUCAGCUCGUGGUAUGGAACUGUGGUGAUCUGAUUGCGGAUUACGUUGGAAACAAUGUCCCGUUACCGCCUCGUGUGGUAUUUGGGUGGACACUCGGUAGUAACCGAGCUGUAACAGAGCCUUGGUAAUAAAGCUCGAUCGCUUCUAUGUAAAUACGCGCCUUUUGUUGUUGUUUUUUUCUUUUCACGUUUACUUGUGGAUGUAAGUUUCGCUCAUAUUAAAACAAAAAAUCGUUAAAAUGUACUUUCUUUCUUGUAGUUUUUUGCAAUGCCGCACUUCAUAUAUCAUUUUGCUGCAUGUUUAGCAGUAUGUGAUUGUGUAAUAGUAUCGUUGUUUGUUCGUUUAUUUAUUGUAAUCUAUACCCUGUACAGAACAAGGUGUACAAAUAAAAUGUAAGACAAAAU